GCGGGCGGGGAGCGCGCGGAGCCUCUUCCCGCCUCUCUCCCUCCUCCGUGCGGCGCCGCCCCGGCCGCCAUGUUGCGGCGGCGGCGGGAGCGGCGGCGGCAGCCCGGGGCGUACGGAGCAUGCACGGCGCGAAGCAGCGGCCCGCGGGCGCGCACCCAGGCCGGUGGGUGCUCAUUGCACCAGAGGCUGCUACUGACCCCCCUAAGACACCUGACAGUGAACCUUUGUUUACAAAACUGCGCAAUCCAAGCACAGGGGAAGCAACCCUUUAUUUAUUCAACAGCGGUGCACAGCAGCUGUUUGAAGUAAAAGCUUUUCAUGAGGAAUAUCGUUCCUGGUUUAUAGGUCAGACUGUUCAACAAGAUGGGCGCCUGCUGUUUGUUACACCAAUGGACCCCUUAUUUCUGAUACUUUAUUACCUCAUAAAGGCAUACAAGGAGCAGCAAGGCAAGUUCCAGCCACUCGAUCAAGUUGUGCUAGACUCAGAGUACCCUAGCUGCCCAUUGCUGCUGAAGUGUGCAGAUGUUAAACAGUACAUACAUCACGUAACAGAAGAAAAAGAGAUUGGCAGUCAGAAAUUCCACAAAUACAGCCAAGAGAAGACACUGAAGUGGUUAAAGAUAAAGGUCAAUCAAACAGUGAAAGCACUUAAAAGCAACAAUAUAUCUGUAGGUGAAAGGGUACGUGCAGCUACAUUUAUCAGCAGUAAACAGAUCACAGACUCUAAAGAAGACUAUCUACGGUAUGCCCAUGGGUUAAUAUCAGAAUAUAUUCCUGAAGAUCUGAGUAAGGAGUUGUUAAAAUACUUAGGGCUUCCAGAACUUAAAAGCCCGGUGCCAGAGCCACCACUGAAGAUGCCUGCGCAAAGACGUGCAAAGAAGAAAUGAAAGGAGCAUAAGGAGAUUCGCUGAUAGUAUUUUAACUUGCCAUAAUCUCAGAGCAGCUUUUAAAGGCUUUUUUUACACACUUUCUGAAAAAUCAAUGCUUGAAGUUAGACAUGCCUUGUUCCAAGAAAAAGCAAAUCUCAGCAGAUUAACAUUGUUAAAUAUGUGGUGUGUUGAACAUACACUGCUUCAGAUUUUAUAGCUUAUACACUAUUGGUCUAUCGGGCCCUUCCAGGAAAGCACUUACGAGCAUGCCUAAUGUUAAGCACAUGAGCAGCGAUCUCAAAGUCAGCAGUGUUGUUCGUGUGGAUAAGUGCUUUGCUGGAUCAGCGCCUGAAGUCCUGUUAGGUGCUGAGCAUCCUGAUCCAUAUCCAGCAAAGCACUUAUGUCCAUGCUUAUCUUGAGGUGGAGGAGCCAGUCGAACUAAUAUUUGUGCAUAAGUGUUCGCCAUAAAAUCUCUCCGGGCACGAUGACUCACAUGCUUAAAAUUAAGCACCUGCCCAAGUCGUUUGCAAGGGCAGACCAGCAGCAUCCUUGAGCAAGUUGUAAAUAAUUACUUGAUUUUGUAUGAAUUUUUUUUUUUUUUGUACUUGUUUUUUAACACUAUAUGAUUUUAGUGGCCGUAAUGACAAGUUUUAGAAGCUGCAUAGCAAAAUACGUUGUGCGCAAUUUUCUCCUUCCUUUUUCAAAACCUAGCCAAAUUCAGCAAGGUGGCCUUUUUGGACUGGAAGUCCAAUGUUCAGACAUAGAAUCAUCCAAAGUGAAAAAAAAAAAGUUAACUCUAUUUUUUAGGACAUUUACAUUUUUUGAAAUAAUUACACUUCAUUUGAUUUGCAUGGUUUUUUCCAGCCCUGACCUGUUAUCCAGAAGAUGUCACCUAGCGCUGGUUGUGCAGGCUGUCUGACUCUUGAAGUGAUAAAGCUUGAGGUAGGAUGUUAACAUGUACCUUUUGUGUUGAGAACUAACUGAAAACCUAGGUAUGUAAUCCCCCAGGUAAAAAAAAUUAGACCUAAUUAUUUAUUAUAUUUUUUACUCAUGUAAGAGACACUUUCUGUAGCAUGAACUUCAACCAAAAUGUCAACCUGAGUCUACAGAAAAUAUGCAGAAAAUGGAUGCUCAUGAGAUCCUUAAGUGAUCUGUGUCAGAUGCAGUCUCAUGUUUUUAGCUUAAAUAGCAUUAAUGUCAAACUCCUUGCUACAAACUUUUUACAAGUAGUAAUUGAUGGGAUUUUGACCAUAGUGAAUGUAUGCUUCUGUCAGUUUUAACUAUGACCCCAGUUCACAAGACACCUACAGCAAAUAACCAAAACGUUCUGUGAAGCUUGAAUAUAUUUGAAGCAUUCUAGAUAAGUGAAAAAAUAUUUUGCUUCUGCUCUGGAAAGUUCUGACUAACUUCAAGUCAAACGAGAGCUCAAAGAAGAGUUUAUUACAACGCUGCUGAAAACUAAAUUCCAAGACAAAGAAGCAACAGCUCAUUCAACUUUCUUUUCAAGUGAUUCUGAUUAGCUCCGUUUCAGAAUAUGAAAAACCUGAACUGUUAACCAUUUACAAAUCACGCAUGAAAGUAAGUGUAAUCCGAAUGCUUAUUUUAGAAAUUUGCACUAAAUUCUUUUUGUUACUUCUGUGCUUGUCUGGUUAAGCAAUGUGCACUGUCCCUUUUCAUGGAAAAAAAGUAUUUAUUUUCACGGAGUUUUCUAGGCAGUACUGCAAGAAUAUUAUGUGGGUCCAAGAUGAAAUUUCUAUUUUUCUACCUUACAUGAAAAAAAAAUAUGAUUGAUAUAGGAGUAAGAUUAUGAAUUUUAAUAA
Messenger RNA from Tyto alba (common barn owl), 2689 nucleotides. RefSeq names its product ribonuclease H2 subunit B (gene RNASEH2B). The transcript has 10 exons. Gene Ontology annotation, cellular component: ribonuclease H2 complex; nucleoplasm. Lineage: Eukaryota; Metazoa; Chordata; Aves; Strigiformes; Tytonidae. The record is from RefSeq and is a predicted model, not a curated record. Gene Ontology annotation, biological process: RNA catabolic process; ribonucleotide metabolic process. The coding region runs from base 120 to 887 and encodes 255 amino acids.